Messenger RNA from Zingiber officinale, 715 nucleotides. Its product is annotated as transcription factor CPC-like. The coding region runs from base 220 to 564 and encodes 114 amino acids. The transcript is spliced from 3 exons. Gene Ontology annotation, biological process: cell differentiation. Gene Ontology annotation, cellular component: nucleus. Lineage: Eukaryota; Viridiplantae; Streptophyta; Magnoliopsida; Zingiberales; Zingiberaceae. Gene Ontology annotation, molecular function: transcription cis-regulatory region binding. The record is from RefSeq and is a predicted model, not a curated record.
AAAAACUCGGACACUUCAAAUUUCAACCAAGAUCUCAUAUGUCAAUCCCAUAUCUUAACCAUUAUACCGUCCGAAGUCAUAAUUCGGAGACAUGACAGUAGGACCGCGUGGCCCAAUCAUGUACAGGUCGUCGAUGUCUUUAUACUACUGCAGCAGAACACGAAAGCGCACCAUCUCUCGAUUCCCACUUCCGCCAUUUCCCCUUCAGAGAAUCUAGCCAUGGAGAAACGCAAUCUCAGAGAGUCGAGGACCUCGGACGACGAUUUCCAAGAGGUAAGCAGCAUGGAGUGGGAGUUCAUCGACAUGUCAGAGCAAGAGAAAGACCUCGUUCACAGGAUGUAUAGACUCGUCGGAGACAGGUGGUCACUGAUAGCCGCUCGAAUCCCCGGGCGUACACCUGAAGCAAUAGAACGGUUCUGGAAAAUGGCUUACGAUCCUUGUUUCGCUGAAAGGAGGCUAAAGAGAAGAACGAGAAUGUCAAGCGACCAUGGAAAUGGAGACGCAAGGCAGACAGAUGCCCCACCUGAAACGAAUGUUCAGCUACCACUGAAUAACAUUAAAUAAGAGGGGCCAAACUCAUUAACGCACUGGGAGGAGGUGAAGGAAGGAAAGGGAAGGAGUAGAGAAAUUUGAAAUAUUGUUUGGGAAGGAGUGAGUUAAGUAAAAGAAAGGUUAACCUUAUUUAUCUAUAUAUGAAAUAAAAGAAUUUCUAACA